CAUCAAAAUAUACAAAAAAUACAACUCGUGUUGUUGUUGUUCGAAGCUUUGAUUUAAAAAAAGGAACACUAUGGCGUACAGAGGUAAAAUAUGUAGCUUGUUUGGAAGAACUUGGAUUUCAACGAGACAAAUAGCAAAAAUCUUCAGCUCGACUGGUACCACAUUAGCUGUUAACCGAUUACAAGGAAUUCAAAUGACCCUAAGAACCUGUUCCUACACAGUAUCAAAUAUCAGAGGGUUGCACGUCAGUCCAUCAUGUCACAUGUUUGUCCAAACACAGGACACUCCAAAUCCUAAUAGUUUGAAAUUUAUUCCUGGAGUUCAGGUUCUUGAAACUGGAACAAUGGAUUUCCCAACUCUAACUUCAGCACAAUGUUCACCUUUAGCCAAACUGCUGUUUCGCAUUGAGGGUGUCAAAUCAGUAUUUCUUGGUCCUGAUUUCAUCACAAUCACAAAAGUGGAUGAAGAAACAGAUUGGCAAACCAUUAAAGCAGAAGUAUUUGCAACAAUAAUGGAUUUCUUCACCAGUGGACUUCCUGUAGUAAAUGAAGGAGCUACUAGUACUACAGAUACUGAUGGGAAUGAAGAAGAUGAUGAAACUGUACUAAUGAUCAAGGAACUGUUAGACAGCCGAAUCCGACCAACUGUUCAAGAAGAUGGAGGAGAUCUUGAAUUCAAAGGUUUCAAGGAUGGAAUUGUUUAUUUGAAGUUGCAGGGAUCCUGCACCAGCUGUCCAAGUUCAAUGGUCACGCUGAAAAACGGAGUUCAAAAUAUGUUGCAAUUUUAUAUACCCGAGGUUAUCGCGGUUGAACAAAUAUUAGAGGAUGAACGUGAUAUUAAAGCGAAAGAAGAAUUAGAAAAGCUUGAAAAAUCGCUCCCUAAAUGAACUUGAAGAAAGUUUUAAGGUAUCUGUUAAUAUGGAAUAAAUAGUUGAUUAUUACUAGCGUGUCUACCUACUUAAAUCAUACACUACGGUCAUAUGGAUUA
Molecule: messenger RNA, 987 nt
Organism: Daphnia magna
Lineage: Eukaryota; Metazoa; Arthropoda; Branchiopoda; Diplostraca; Daphniidae
Product: NFU1 iron-sulfur cluster scaffold homolog, mitochondrial
Exons: 6
Coding region: 71-886 (271 amino acids)
Biological process (GO): iron-sulfur cluster assembly
Cellular component (GO): mitochondrion
Molecular function (GO): iron-sulfur cluster binding; iron ion binding
Source: RefSeq, a predicted model, not a curated record